AGGACCAGAAAUCUACUCAGAUAAUUUCAGAUGACUUUAUUAUAGGGAAAAAAUUAUAGACACCUUGCUUUCUGGAGAAGACACACAGCAGCUGUUCUGGGUUUUCCUUUGUCUCAUUUUUGUGCUCUCAAGGAAGUCUCAGGUCUUUGCUUACAAAAGAGAGGGAGAGGCUCCCCAUACACACACCUUGUUUGUACUCUGUUAAAAUAGUUAAGUAUUUUGAGGUAUGUCUCUUUACUCAAUGUGGUUGCCUCAGGAAAGAACUAAUUUCACUAUUAAAGAUACUGUUAUUUUUUCAGUUUUGGCCAGUCUUUUGAGUUAGGGCACCGGAGUUCUUAAUUAGGCAUUCCAUAAGGUUUUGUUGAAUAAAGGCAUUCAAGCUUCAUUGGCAAAUGUGGUUAGGGGCACGAGAAUGUAAACCUGAGGCUGUUAGAUGACUGUCCACACGCUGAGAACAACACAAUAUACGUCAGAUGGAAUGUGUUACUUUUCCAGUUCUCAAAAGGGUUAAAGGGACAGUGAGUGCGCUGCUAUCCAAAGGAGCUGUACUUAGAAGAGAAUAUUGGUUAAAAACAAACCAAACCAAACUCAGUUUUCAGUUGCGAAGCUGCAGUCCACCCUCCAGCCCGACGGGGUCUAUCUGGCUGUGCGUUACCUUCUGCCUGCCUUUCCUGUUAACCUCUGCUGUCCCUAGUGUCUUCCUCCUUCCCCAUUCCUGGUAAAGGUUCAGAAAAAUAUCUAACUACUUCUGCCUGCAGAAGGGCCAUGUUUAAAGACAAGGAUGCAAGAGAUUGCAGAUUUCAGAAAUAAACUUCAAGACAUUUGCCCUUGAUGUGAAAUGUGGGAGAGGGCGAGGCUCCGUGCUCUGUCCAGUGGUGGGAGCAUCACAUCCCCUCCUCUUUCUCCGGCUCUGCCAAAGUAUAAAUUAGCAGAUUAUCGUUAUGGCAGAGAAGAAAUGUUAGCACUUUUCCUUAAAGACUACAAGAUACCUUUUGACCUUUUGGAAAAAGAAUUCCUGCCUAUCCUACAGGAGGAGCCCCUGCCACCAUUGGCUCUAGUACCCUUUACAGAAGAAGAACAGAGAAACUUUUCCAUGUCUGUAAAUAGUGCCGCUGUCCUGCGAUUGACAGGACGAGGAGGAGGAGGAGGAGGAACAGUGGUGGGGGCUCCUAGAGGUCGAAGUUCUUCACGAGGGCGAGGCAGAGGUAGAGGUGAAUGUGGUUUCUACCAAAGAAGUUUUGAUGAAGUAGAGGGUGUGUUCGGGCGAGGAGGUGGCAGGGAAAUGCAUAGAUCACAGAGCUGGGAAGAAAGGGGUGACAGGCGCUUUGAAAAACCAGGAAGAAAAGACGUAGGGAGACCAAAUUUUGAGGAAAGUGGACCAACAUCUGUGGGGAGAAAGCAUGAAUUUAUACGGUCAGAAAGUGAAAACUGGCGUAUCUUCAGAGAGGAACAGAAUGGAGAAGAUGAAGAUGGAGGUUGGCGAUUGGCUGGAUCAAGAAGGGAUGGAGAGCGGUGGCGGCCUCACAGCCCUGAUGGCCCUCGUUCUACAGGCUGGCGAGAACACAUGGAACGCCGCCGGAGAUUUGAGUUUGAUUUUCGAGAUCGAGAUGAUGAGCGAGGUUACCGAAGGGUGCGCUCUGGCAGUGGGAGCAUAGACGACGACAGGGAUAGCUUGCCAGAGUGGUGUUUGGAGGACGCCGAAGAAGAAAUGGGCACGUUUGACUCCUCUGGAGCAUUCCUCUCUCUAAAAAAAGUGCAGAAAGAGCCUAUUCCUGAAGAGCAGGAAGUGGACUUCAGACCUGUGGAGGAGGGAGAAGAGCGCUCUGACUCUGACGGCAGCCAUAACGAAGAGGCCAAAGAACCCGCUAAGGCAAAUAAGAACGAGGGAGGAAAGACAGACAGAGCAGGAGCUGAAGCUAAUGAAGAAGUACCCCAGACGUCAUUAUCAUCUGCUAGGCCAGGCACCCCUUCAGAUCACCAGCCUCAAGAAGCACCACAGUUGGAGAGGAGAGAGGAGCCCAAAGCUGAACAAGUGGAACAACCUGAAGAAGAGACUCGGGGAGAAAAGAGUCUCCCAGUCAAGGGCCCCAGCAGAGGGGAUGAAACAGUGCCUGCCUCCCAGCAGCCUUCGGCCCAGCUCCCUCCAGAUGCAGCCUCUCCUCUCCUCAUCCUUCCACCUCCCGGUCCCACUCCUGCUUCUGCCUCACAGCCAGUUGAGACAGCAGCCAGCGAAGCUCCUGGUGUAGGCGAUGUUCCCACAGAGCCAGAUGAUGAGGAGGGCCUCAAACACUUGGAACAGCAAGCUGAGAAGAUGGUGGCUUAUCUCCAAGACAGUGCACUAGAUGAUGAGAGAUUGACAUCAAAACUGCAGGAGCACAGAGCUAAAGGGGUGUCAGUCCCACUGAUGCAUGAAGCAAUGCAAAAGUGGUAUUACAAAGACCCUCAGGGGGAGAUCCAAGGUCCCUUUAACAAUCAGGAGAUGGCUGAAUGGUUUCAGGCAGGCUAUUUUACUAUGUCUUUGCUUGUGAAGAGAGCAUGUGAUGAAAGCUUCCAGCCUCUUGGUGAUAUCAUGAAAAUGUGGGGAAGGGUUCCUUUCUCUCCAGGCCCAGCUCCUCCUCCUCAUAUGGGAGAAUUGGACCAGGAACGCCUGACCAGACAGCAGGAACUCAAUGCCUUAUACCAGAUGCAGCACCUCCAGUACCAGCAGUUCUUAAUACAACAACAGUAUGCACAGGUUUUGGCUCAACAGCAGAAAGCAGCUUUGUCAUCUCAGCAACAGCAGCAGCUGGCUCUUCUUCUCCAGCAGUUCCAAGCUCUGAAGAUGAGAAUAUCUGAUCAGAACAUCAUUCCCUCAGUAACUAGGUCUGUGUCAGUGCCGGAUACUGGCUCUAUCUGGGAGCUUCAGCCAGCAGCCUCACAGCCUGCAGUUUGGGAAGGUGGUAGUGUAUGGGAUCUUCCCCUGGACACCACGACACCAGGCCCUUCCCUGGAACAGCUUCAGCAGCUAGAGAAGGCCAAAGCUGCAAAGUUAGAGCAGGAGAGAAGAGAGGCAGAAAUGAGGGCAAAAAGGGAAGAGGAGGAGCGGAAGAGGCAAGAAGAGCUCCGGAGACAACAGGAGGAAAUUCUUCGGAGGCAGCAGGAGGAAGAAAGGAAAAGACGGGAAGAAGAGGAGCUGGCUAGAAGGAAGCAGGAGGAGGCUCUGCGACGGCAGCGGGAACAAGAGAUGGCGCUGAGGCGGCAGCGAGAAGAGGAGGAAAGGCAGCAGCAGGAAGAGGCGCUCAGAAGACUGGAGGAGAGGAGGAGGGAGGAGGAGGAGAGGCGGAAGCAGGAAGAGCUGCUACGCAAACAGGAAGAGGAGGCUGCCAAAUGGGCCCGGGAAGAGGAGGAAGCCCAGCGUCGACUGGAAGAGAACCGGCUGCGCAUGGAAGAGGAGGCAGCCAGGCUUCGGCACGAGGAAGAGGAGCGCAAACGGAAGGAGCUGGAGCUGCAGCGGCAGAAGGAGCUGAUGCGCCAGAGGCAACAGCAGCAAGAGGCUCUUCGAAGGCUGCAGCAGCAGCAGCAGCAACAACAGCUGGCACAGAUGAAGCUUCCCUCUUCUUCAACGUGGGGUCAGCAGUCCAGUACAGCACCGUGUCAGUCCCAGGCCACACUGUCAUUGGCUGAGAUCCAGAAGCUGGAGGAAGAACGGGAGCGGCAGCUCCGAGAAGAGCAAAGGCGUCAGCAGAGGGAAUUGAUGAAAGCUCUCCAGCAGCAGCAGCAACAGCAGCAGCAGCAGAAACUCUCAGGUUGGGGCAAUGUCAGCAAACCCCCAGGUACCACCAAGUCUCUUCUAGAGAUCCAGCAGGAAGAGGCCAGGCAGAUGCAGCAGCAGCAACAGCAGCAGCAACAGCAGCACCAGCAAACAAACAGAGCCCGGAACAGCACACAUUCCAACCUGCACACCAGCAUUGGGAAUUCUGUAUGGGGCUCUAUAAACACGGGUCCUCCUAACCAGUGGGCGUCUGAUCUAGUCAGUAGUAUCUGGAGUAAUGCAGACACUAAAAACUCCAACAUGGGGUUUUGGGAUGAUGCAGUGAAAGAGGUGGGACCUAGAAAUUCAACAAAUAAAAAUAAAAACAACGCCAGUCUCAGUAAAUCUGUAGGUGUGUCUAACCGGCAAAGUAAGAAAGUAGAGGAAGAAGAAAAGUUGCUGAAGCUCUUUCAGGGAGUAAACAAAGCCCAAGAUGGAUUCUCCCAGUGGUGUGAGCAGAUGCUUCAUGCCCUUAAUACGGCAAAUAACUUGGAUGUUCCCACGUUUGUUUCUUUCUUGAAAGAAGUGGAAUCUCCUUAUGAAGUCCACGACUAUAUCAGGGCCUAUUUAGGAGAUACUUCUGAGGCCAAGGAGUUUGCCAAGCAGUUCCUUGAGCGCCGUGCCAAACAGAAAGCCAACCAGCAGCGUCAGCAGCAGCAGCAGCAGCAGCAGCAGCAGCAGCAGCAGGACUCUGUUUGGGGCAUGAACCAUAGUACACUCCAUUCGGUAUUUCAGACCAAUCAAAGCAACAACCAACAAUCCAGUUUUGAGGCUGUUCAAAGUGGCAAAAAGAAGAAAAAGCAGAAGAUGGUGCGAGCAGAUCCCAGUUUAUUAGGCUUUUCCGUCAACGCGUCAUCAGAGCGACUCAACAUGGGUGAGAUUGAGACUCUGGACGACUACUGAUGAUGUACUGAUGCUGAGUACCUGCCGCUGUGCCAGCCUUCCCUCCUGCCUAAUGACCAUGGAUUCUCCUCGGUGGACACAACAUGCAUUCACCAUUUGCUCUCUGUCACUCUGCAACAAAUCACAGAACCAAUCAUCUCAGGCUUUUUUUUUCUAGCCCUUCGUGUCCAAGAUUAUUUUAAACCACUGCUGGUGAGCAUCUCAGACUGUCCCUAAGUGGACCAGACCCUUUGUCUUGGGGGUGGCAGUUGAGAUUGCUCCCCAGCAGGGCUGAUAUUGGCAGCACACAUUGACUGUGCAUUGAUUUCAUCUACUGUCUCCUGAAAGUGUGUUGGAAUCUUGCCAAGAGCAGACUCUUUCUCUGGUCACUAUUUUUGUUUGUUUUGUUCUUUCUCACCCCACUCCCAGCCCCACCCCCAGUACAGGCAAAGGGUCUAAACUGGCGCAGUCAUGAAGAGAGUUAAUGGUUAAUUGACAUUGGCCAGCAACAAAUGCUCCCCUGGACAGUGACUCCACUAUUGCCAGAGCCAGGCAGAACCCUGUUUAGAGGUUGCAUGGCCUUUGCUAACUUCGGGAUUGCAUCAGAGGCCCUGAGCAGGUGUAUUGUAGACUGGCUUGUUUGAUGCUGCACAUCCUUCACUUGUUCUUUCUGAAUAUCUUUCUGGAGAAAGGAUUCAUGUUUUCUUCAUUAGCUAGUGAUUUUCCAAGCAAGCUGAGUUCUCUCCUGACAUACUCCAACCUUACUGGACAAAGGAAACCCUAUGGCCUGGGACAGGGACUUGUAAUUUUCCUUUCAUAUAAAAACUGAUUUUUCCCCCCAUAAAUAUUUUUACUUCAAAGGACUAGGACCAGUUUGUUUUGGGCCCUUCUGUGAAAAUUUGUCUCGUUUAAGAGGCAUCUUUACCAUAUGUAUGAAUUUGUGUAACUUCAACUCGGAUAGGGAUAAACUUUCACUUCUGAUAAAAGCUGGGAAUUUCAUCUGUUCCUCAGAGCAGUGUGUGUGUGUGUGUGUGUGUGUGUGUGUGUGUGUGUGUGUGUGUGUGUGUGUGUGUAGCCGUGGCCUUGAAAGGUUUUUUUGUAAAGAUUCUGGGAUGGCAAGUUGUUUGCCCUUUCUGAAAAGAACAUACAAAAUCUGACCAUCUUUAAGACCUUCAUCCAUGGAAACCACUAUGCAGGAGGAUGCAGUGGGAUGGAGGGUAUGGGCAAGAAUGGGAGGACGAGGCCUGCUCCUACCCAUUCACAUCAAGUAGAAAUGUGCUCAAGCUCUAUUUAUAACUGAUGGCCUCCACCAAACGCCUGUAGACCAUCACCUGGGAUGGUCAGGCAUACCUCACGGGAGCUGUGGGCCUGCUGUGCCUGUGCACGAGGUGCUGUGCUGGGCAGCUUGUAGGUGAAGGCCCUUCUCUGUCCAUUGGUACCCGGAGAAGCCGGAGGUGCUCUGAGAGCAGUUUGGUUUUGGAGGGUUAUAUUUGCUUUCUAUUUUUAUUAUUUUGGAUCAUCAUUCUCCCUAUCCCUUCUUGCCUCUCCCUCCUAAACAUGUAUAAUAACUAUACAGAGACUGCUACAAACUUGUAAAUAGUUUUUGGAUCAAAUAGCGUAAGGAGAAUGGGACUCCUAUUCUCCUUUGCUUUGUAAAUUCAAGAGGGGGGUGGGGAAGAGGGAUAGUUAAAAUGUUUACAAAACUUUAAGCUCCCUCGGAACUUUUGCCAGUGUGGAGGAAAAUAAAAAAGAACUUAAAUAAAA
Onychomys torridus (southern grasshopper mouse) is the source of this 6436-nucleotide messenger RNA. It is a transcript of the gene Gigyf2, whose product is annotated as GRB10 interacting GYF protein 2. Gene Ontology annotation, cellular component: perikaryon; membrane; proximal dendrite. Gene Ontology annotation, molecular function: protein binding. The transcript is spliced from 27 exons. The coding region runs from base 839 to 4693 and encodes 1284 amino acids. Gene Ontology annotation, biological process: insulin-like growth factor receptor signaling pathway. The record is from RefSeq and is a predicted model, not a curated record. NCBI's taxonomy places the organism in Eukaryota, Metazoa, Chordata, Mammalia, Rodentia, Cricetidae.